CGAUUUUAUGAUUAAAUAUUUUCUGUGCAGUUUAUUUAUAUAAUGAUUAAUUUAUUUAAUAAUAUCUGUGUUUCUUUGUGUGAGGCCUGUCCUCUCAUGACUCUUUAUUAGCAUAUCUGCAGUGCAGUUCCUCCUGCAGCCUCCUGGGUGUGACAGCAAGUUCAUCAACAGUUCUUUUGCACUUUCUAAUAGCAAAGAAGAAGUUUCUUUUGGGGGGGUUGAGGAGGGUGAGGAGGGGCUGGCCCUCUUUCUGUUGUUCCGCUGGAGAAUCCUGCAGGAAGGGGAUCAGGAGCACAACACACCGACCAGACCAGAGACCAGACAUCACAGCACAGCUACUCACAGCGCGCCUCCGAACACUCAGCCGCUCAGCCGCAUCACGGCGCCGCUGCAGGAGAGAAGAGAGAGUACCGCUCCUCCAGCUCUCCGGUACCGGUACCGGUUCUACCUCCUGGGUUAACGGGCAGCACAAGCAGCUGGCAGCUACGGCCGUUAGCCUGAACUCCUCUGCGGGUCUGGGGGGCUCUGUGAAGGGAGGAAGAGGAGGAGGAGAGAGGAGGAGGAAGAGGAGGCUGGAGGUCUGAGACGCUUCCAGCCUGAAGGGGCCGCCGGUUCGGCCACAGGAACCCAGACCCGGACCAGCUAGCUUUGGACCCGCGCAGCUAAGUGAAUGGGAUGGAGCCGGGACCGUCUGGCGCUGUGCCCAUGGGGGCCUUCCCCCCACCCCUGCAGCAGGUGUUCCAUGCCCCCCGCCGGCCAGGCAUGGGUACCGUGGGCAAGCCCAUCAAGCUGCUGGCCAACUACUUCGAGGUGGAGAUCCCAAAGAUGGACGUCUUUCACUAUGAGGUGGACAUCAAGCCCGACAAGUGCCCACGGAGAGUCAACAGGGAGGUGGUGGAAUACAUGGUGCAACACUUCAAGCCCCAGCUCUUUGGCGACAGGAAGCCGGUGUACGACGGCAAGAAGAACAUCUACACGGUGCUAGCACUUCCCAUCGGGAGUGAGAAGGUGGAUUUUGAGGUAACCAUCCCAGGUGAGGGCAAAGACCGAAUCUUCAAGGUGUCCAUCCGUUGGCUGGCCAAAGUGUCAUGGCGCCUGCUGCAGGAGACUCUGGUCAGCGGUCGGCUGCAGGUCCCUCUCGACUCGGUCCAAGCCCUGGAUGUGGCCAUGCGCCACCUGGCCUCUAUGAGGUACACUCCAGUGGGCCGAUCAUUUUUCUCCCCACCUGAAGGAUACUACCACCCACUGGGCGGGGGGAGGGAAGUCUGGUUUGGCUUCCACCAGUCUGUGCGCCCCGCCAUGUGGAAGAUGAUGCUCAACAUUGAUGUGUCUGCCACGGCCUUCUACAAAGCCCAGCCUGUAAUUGAGUUCAUGUGUGAAGUUUUGGACAUUCGCAAUAUCGACGAGCAGCCUAAGACUCUCACCGAUUCGCAAAGGGUCCGCUUCACCAAGGAGAUUAAAGGUGGGCUAUCGGCCAGUGUGACCGGCCUGAAGGUGGAGGUGACUCACUGCGGCCAAAUGAAGAGGAAGUAUCGUGUAUGCAAUGUCACCCGACGACCUGCCAGCCACCAAACGUUUCCCCUCCAGCUUGAAAGCGGGCAGACAGUAGAAUGUACAGUGGCCCAGUACUUCAAGCAGAAGUACAACUUGCAGCUAAAAUACCCCCACCUGCCCUGUCUACAGGUGGGGCAGGAGCAGAAGCACACCUACCUGCCUCUGGAGGUGUGUAACAUUGUAGCAGGUCAAAGGUGCAUCAAGAAGCUGACAGAUAAUCAGACCUCCACUAUGAUCAAAGCCACGGCUCGCUCUGCACCCGACAGACAGGAGGAGAUCAGCAGGCUGAUGAAGAAUGCUAACUUCAACCUGGACCCGUACAUCCAGGAGUUUGGGAUCAAGGUGAAGGAUGAGAUGGCGGAGGUGACGGGCAGGGUGCUUCCAGCCCCGAUCCUGCAGUACGGAGGACGGAACCGUGCCAUAGCGACCCCCAACCAGGGAGUGUGGGACAUGAGGGGGAAGCAGUUUUACAACGGCAUCGAGAUCAAAGUGUGGGCCAUCGCCUGCUUCGCCCCCCAGAAACAGUGCAGAGAAGAGGUGCUCAAGAACUUCACGGACCAGCUGCGUAAAAUCUCCAAGGAUGCCGGGAUGCCCAUCCAGGGUCAGCCAUGUUUCUGUAAAUACGCCCAGGGAGCGGACAGCGUGGAGCCCAUGUUCAGACACCUGAAGAACACCUACUCUGGACUGCAGCUCAUCAUCGUCAUCCUGCCGGGAAAAACUCCAGUCUAUGCCGAGGUAAAGCGCGUGGGGGACACCCUCCUGGGCAUGGCCACGCAGUGCGUUCAGGUGAAGAACGUGGUGAAGACGUCGCCUCAGACCCUCUCCAACCUCUGCCUCAAGAUCAAUGUGAAGCUGGGAGGCAUCAACAACAUCCUGGUGCCUCACCAACGGUCAGCCGUGUUCCAGCAGCCGGUUAUCUUCCUGGGAGCAGACGUCACGCACCCCCCUGCUGGAGACGGCAAGAAGCCCUCCAUUACUGCUGUGGUAGGCAGUAUGGAUGCUCAUCCCAGCAGAUACUGUGCCACAGUGCGAGUCCAGAGACCCAGGCAGGAGAUCAUCGAAGACUUGUCUUACAUGGUGCGCGAACUAUUGAUUCAGUUCUACAAGUCGACCCGAUUCAAGCCCACCAGGAUCAUUUUCUACAGAGAUGGAGUUCCUGAGGGACAGCUGCCACAGAUCCUCCACUACGAGCUCCUGGCCAUCAGAGACGCGUGCAUCAAGUUGGAGAAAGACUACCAGCCAGGCAUCACCUACAUCGUGGUGCAGAAACGCCACCACACACGCCUCUUCUGUGCUGACAAGUCUGAAAGGAUUGGGAAGAGUGGGAAUAUUCCUGCAGGGACAACAGUGGACACCAGCAUCACUCAUCCCUUUGAGUUUGACUUCUAUCUGUGCAGCCACGCGGGCAUACAGGGUACCAGCCGGCCGUCUCAUUACUACGUCUUAUGGGACGACAAUCGUUUCACGGCUGACGAGUUGCAGAUUCUAACGUACCAGUUGUGCCACACUUACGUGCGCUGUACCCGCUCAGUCUCCAUCCCCGCGCCAGCCUACUAUGCUCGUCUUGUGGCCUUCCGUGCCCGCUACCAUCUGGUGGACAAAGAACACGACAGCGGAGAGGGCAGCCAUGUGUCCGGUCAGAGUAACGGUCGGGACCCCCAGGCGCUGGCUAAGGCCGUUCAGAUUCACCACGACACCCUGAGGACCAUGUACUUCGCCUGAGCUACACCAACCAUCACCGCCAUCGACCCCUUCUCCCACCUCAUUUCUACCUGAGUGGGCAACGCAGCCCGCCGCCACCACCACCUCAUCCCCAUCCCUUAUUCCCAAUGACUGCCCACCACACAUACCCCCACAGACCUGCCAGUCAUUGACCCAAAAACCCAACAAACAUAAUGCCCUUCACCUGUAAAACACAGGCAGACUCUACAGCCUCAUGCACUCAAACGGUUAUGAAUAUUAUUAUUAUUAUUAUUGUCAUUUUGUUGUUUUUUACUUUACCAGGACUAUUGCUCUUUUUAUGUUGAAUUUUUAAAACGUGGGUAUUAUUAUGUAAUUGUAUUGUACGCUACCUUCACACUCUUGUGUAUGUAAGUAUGCAAUACGGAUGGGAGGACAAUAGGCGUAGAAAAAAAAAAAAAAAAAUCACAAAAACGUUUUGUAACUGCCACGAUGCUGCCUCUUUACCCAUCCCAAUGCCCUCAGUACGGGGAUCCUCCAGAGGGGCGGUACUGGGCACGCACACUUACAUGUAUCAUUUUAUCGUUGUCAUGAACUACAUUCAUGUUUUUAAUGUUAUUUUUUUUUAAUAAUGUCAUUUGUUUUAAACUGCCUUGAGGAGUCUGAGGUAUGGUACAUUAGCACUUAGUGUUAUUAUGUAGGUGCCACCAGUCCUGCACAUAAGAGUUUGUUAGUACAUGUAGACAGAACAUACAGUACAGAAAGAGCAGGCGUAGCAUAUCGUAGACACAGGAGAGAAGUCCUGCCACGCUCUCUGUGCUGGUCGGUCAGUCCCUUAGAGAUUUAGCCUGUAGAGGCGAGCUUAGCUUAACAAUAGAGGGACCAUUUGCAUAGAGUGUAUCAAAUAUACUUGCACCCCAUGCACCUAAACCAGCAUUAUUAACCAGCCAAAAGUGAUGCCAACCAAUGGAGAAGGGGCACUUAAACAGGAAGAUAAUCUUUCGUUUAUGUAUGCGUUGCUCUUUUAGUAUUUACGAGGCACUUUUUUUUAUUAUUUACUUGUUGAUUUAUUUCACUUCAGAAUGGUGAGAGUUUGUCCUGAGGCUUGACACGGACUAGUUUGAGGUUUUCACACUCACUCACCCGCAUAGCUUUCAGAACAAAUAGGUAACUAAGGCAAUAGGCAAGGUCAACACUCCUCUGUAGAUUUGAAUGCAGGCAAAUACAAAGUCUGUGAUCACUUAAGUGCUGCAAAAGCUGAACUCGCAUUCAGCAACUGACCUUGCUCCGAUCAUUCUGCACAUUCCGACAUGUAUCGGUGGAGAUGACGCCACAACGGUGCACUCUAAACUUCCACGCGGCGCGCACUUCUUCGCGUACCUACACACACUUAUCCCCAUUUUUACACAAAGCUCUUCCCUCUGCAGGCAUUUACAACUCAUAGCCUGAACAGCAGAAGCACACACCAAUCUGCCCUCUCCGUCUCUUUCUUAGCAUGUAGAGACCGACCUCUUCAAAUGCACUUGUCCCCCUUAUUUCCCUUUCAAGCCAAACUAUCAUUCUUUCCAUCAUCACCUUCUAUCCUUGCUGUCUCUAUUCUCACUUCUGCAGCAUCCCCUGCCCCCCAAUCCCCUAGCUCGUGUUAGCCAAUCCCCAUUGGUGCUCUGUGUGCAUGGGCUGCACAGAUAGGGGAUUGCUACAUUGGACACAAUUACUACUACUUAUUAAUAUGCCCUGCCUUUACAUCUAGUCACUUUCUGGAUUUAUGAAAAAAAAAAAAAAUGCAUGUAAUUAUUUUUUAUGACUGGAUAUUCUGAGCCACCUUAUUUUGGUUUCCUUAGAGGUAGGAGCCUCGCGCUCGCCACUGCCCGUCAGUCGUUUUGCCUCGAUUGUGUAAUGGUUAUAAAAACUGCUUUUUCUUUUGUCAUUAUUAUUAUUAUUAUUAUUAUUAUGAAUAUUGUGACUAGUGUCAGAGUGCAUCCUCAAGAGGGCACUGUGGAGACAAGUCUCAAAAUUCCACCUCAGUUGCCCUUUAAGCGCCUCAAAUGUUGUCUGAUGGUCAGAGCCCCUUCUGCGCUGAAAGGGAUCAAAAGAUGAGUUUUGAUUUUUUUUUAAUCAUGUUUAUCAACUUAACAUAAUCAAAAUGCCUUUGUACACCCGUUUUACUGAUCCUUUCAUUGUGUCCGAGGUGAUUUGUACAUAUAAAUAUAUGAUAUUAACCUGUUAUGUAUUUUGGCUCACCAGUUGCCAGGCCUUUCACAGUCGGGGCCAGUGUUUUAAAAAAAAAAAAACAGAAAAGAAAAAUCAGUCUGGGGGGCAUUUCCCAGUACCACUGAAACCAGAUGCAGUUCUUCACUCACCGAAGCCACAAAGCACCUUGCAAAGAGGGGGAGACGAAACGGCAGUCACCCUGGAAAUGCAUCAUGUGGACAGCGGAGAGUCCACUCCUCCCCACACAGCCUCACUGUCUGACUAAGCAAUAUUGAAGCCACUGAUCAAGAACAGUCCUUGUCAUAGCACUUCCCAAUAGAUUUGAAUGAAAGGACAUGGAAGCAUAUUAUUUUGGCUCUGUGUGUGAUAGUAUGGGAACUCUGUUGGGGCGGGUUAUUUUUUAAAGAAAAUAAAAUUGUUUUUUAUUAA
Sebastes umbrosus (honeycomb rockfish) is the source of this 5874-nucleotide messenger RNA. RefSeq names its product argonaute RISC component 1 (gene ago1). Gene Ontology annotation, molecular function: RNA binding; protein binding. The transcript has 19 exons. Bases 676 to 3276 code for a protein of 866 amino acids. The record is from RefSeq and is a predicted model, not a curated record. NCBI's taxonomy places the organism in Eukaryota, Metazoa, Chordata, Actinopteri, Perciformes, Sebastidae.